UCGUAACGCUUUACGGAUCAUGACCUAGAGGCACGCAAACUCUUGAAGUCUUUCGAAGUCUUGAUGGGCAUUUUCGUUUGAUCUUUUAAAGACUUGUUCCGGCUUUUUCUGCCUUACCUUUUCCUCUUCUUUGUUGAAUCUUGAGUUGUCUGACUUGGGUUUCCCAGGUUUAAGAGAUGGACAACCAUGAACAUAAGAAGAAUCAUACAACUGGACAUGAGAAUCAUGGCUCUCACAUUUGUCACAAAUGCGGCUGGUCAUUCCCCAACCCACAUCCAAGUGCAAAACAAAGACGAUCUCACAAGAAGGUUUGCGGGACUCUAGAAGGGUAUAAGCUAACCAACAAAGAACAACUCUCAGAUGAAGAUCACAAGGGCUCUGGGAAUUCAGAACUGGGAGAUUUAAAGAGCAAUGAGAAUGUGAAACAUGGAAUUCAAAGAUUAGAGUCGAACAGAUCGGAAGAGGAAGUAUUCUCUGAUGCUGUUACGGAAUUCGGGGAUACUGAGACUAAUCCUACAAUCGAGACGGUUGUGGCCAAGGGUAAUCAAUACCCAGAAGUAAAUGUGAAAGGAGAUGUUAUUCAAGAAUCAGAACAUCCAGUGCAGAGCAGCCAGCUAGAAAAGCCCCAAUGUUUGGAAAGUGAUAACUUGAAGAAUAACAACAUACAGCUCCAAAUUGACGCCUCAAGCUUUAUUGGGGAUAAAUGUUUGGCUUCUUCUUCUGAUAGGGAAACUGAAGCAUUAGCUGUUGAUGGAAGAGAAGAUGGACAUAAUUCUGCUAGUUUCGUUUCCAAUAUCAAUCCUGAUGAACCGGUGAAUGUGAUUCCUGAGAUUACAAAUACCAAGCCUGGUAAUGUGACAGACAGAUCUUUGAUGCACUCUGGGAAAAGUUUCGAAGGACAGAAAAAUGAAAAUAAUGAUUCAAAUGGACACUUUCCACAUCUGGUAGCAUCACCUAGUAAAGCUCCAAACAUGGAGGUAUCUGAGAUAGAUUCCAGGUUAGAACAAAUGGAUGAAUUUGCAGGAGUAACCACUGAUGUCAGUACUACAAGAAUCAAUGCUCCCAUGGAUAGACUUGUGGACAUAAAGGAAGAGCUGUCUAAUCUCUCUGGACCUGUCACACCCCAAAUUGAUCCAUCCUCUAAUUCUUGUUCAGGGCCCAUGGAAGUUGUUGGCAUUGAACCUAUGGAUACUAUGAUUACUAGUGAAAGAGAUGCUUCUGCACAAGAAGUAAGUGUUGUGUAUCCUGGUGAGACUGUUGAUGGUUGCAAUGUGAAAGCAGAACCAAAUGAAAAGAUACCUGUACUUUCAACAUCGACUGUUAUACCUGCAGAAAACCAUUCUGAUAUAACAAUUAAAGUUUGUAGAGAUCAUGGACCAGGGACAUCAGAUGCACAUGGUGAAGUAAUAAAAGAGAAGGAAGAUCAUCCUAAAAAUCUUGCUUCUGAAGAAGAUCACUCCAGUUUCCUGUUAAGUAAGUCAGAUGAAGGUGAUUCCUGUUCAGGUCAGCGAGUAGUUGAAGAAAACCUCCAGCAGGAAGGGAGAGUGAGCAAAAGUACGGUUGAAGAGAGGUUCAAUGAGUGUAAAACCGAUUCUUCUGAAUGCAAGGCUCCAAUUAGGGGUGACGGGUCAAAUGGAUCAGAAGCCCCUCCAGCCUUAAGCAGUGAUGUAACAUCUACUCAUACAGGGCAAAUUGUUUUUCCUAUUGAAAAGCAGGAAUCUCUUAAUUUAUCGCAGGAGAUUCUUCCAGAAAGGUCUCAAGUGAUUCAUGAAACAGGAGGAGCUGCCAUAGUUUCUACAGCUGAUAAUGAAGUCGAUAGAGCAAGCUAUGCCAUUAACAGCAAUGAUUUUCCAGAGAAGGCUACAAUUAGCACAGGCAAUGGGUCAAAUGGCUUGGAAGCCCUUCCAGAUUCUGAAAUUCUUCCAGAAAAGCCUGCAGUAAUUCCUGAAGCAGGUGGAGAUGCCGUGGUUUCUUCAGCAGAUGCCAAAGUUGAUGGAGCAAGCAAUGCUAUUAGCAACUGUUCUGAAUUUCCAGAGAAGGAUAGAACUGACAAUUCCAACUUAGCUGGGAAGUAUAUUGUCGAAGGAGUUGGGGAGGUUCGUCAAGGUGAAGAUUUUCAGGAAGUCCCGAAGGGAGGUGAUAUCAGUAGGAGUACUGACUACUCUUCUCUUAUGAAAUUGGAAAGUGAAGCUGAGUAUGUUGAUACAAACACCAGAGUUUCUGAAGCUCUUCAUGAAGAUAUAAAAGUAGAUGAUGAGCAUAUGGCUUCUGCCCUAAAUACUGAAUCUUGGGUUCCUAGUUCUGUCCCAGUGGAAGACAACAAUUCCAAUGAUCUUUUUGGGGAUUUUUCUGAUAUUAAUUCCCAAUCUUUGCAACAUGAUGGUGAUCACAAUCUUAAACAUCAGCUUAGUGCUUCUGCUGUUGUGCACAGAGAGUUUUCGGUCAAUUCUGAUGGCCAAACUGACCAUAUGAAAGGUUAUUCCGGUUCUGCUUCAGAGAAAAUGGUUCCUUCCACCAUAAAUGCUACAAAUGAACAAGCAAUCCUUUCCACUGAAAUUUUACACGUGUCCAAUAUCCGAGCAGAAGAAGCCAACUUAAAAGGGACUGAAGAGAACACCACAGGUUUUGGCGGGGAUAAAUUUGACAUGGAGUCUCUGUCUUUGCAAGAUAAAGCUGCUAACAAUCAUCAUAAACACUAUUCUGAAGGAAUAGUCCCUUCCACAACAAAUGCUACAGAUGAAAGAGUGGUCCUUUCUGCUGAUACUUUACAAGCAUCCAAUACCCAAUCACAAAAAGCUGAUUUAACGAAGACAUUCAGUGAAGAGAGCAGCACCAAAGAUUUUGGUGAAGAUACAUUUGAGAUUAAGUAUCGGCCUUUACAAGAUGACGAUGUGAGCGAUAUUAAAAAACAUCCCAGUGCUUCAGCAGUUGUGUCAGCAGGUGUCUUUGUUGAUUCUAGUAGCCAAACUGAUAGUGUGAAAGGCUAUUGGGGCUCUGUUUCAGAUGCAACAUUUUCUUCCACAAGAGAUGCUAAUGAAGAAUCAGCCAGAAUUGCUAUUGAAACACUAGCAAUGAGUGAUACAGGAGUAAUGGACAAAGAUCAAAGAGCUAACCGGGAGACAAAAAAUGGCACUUCUGAAAGACAUCGUUCUGGUCACAGUGAUUUAUUUGAUGCACCUUCCUUCAUGACCUUGGUUGAACCUGGCAGAGGGAAUGACCAAUUCCCAGCUUCAUCUGAAAUCCAGACAGUUCAGAACCCACAACAGACAAAUUCUUCAUCUUUGCAAGCUGGGUGGUUUCCUUCGCAUACGUAUGAUAUGAAAGAGUCGGAAGGGAGGAAGAAGAAUGAAGAGAUCAUUGCUAAAGUUAGUAACUGGAGUGCUGGGAAACCACAUACACCUUUAAGGAGUCUGUUGGUUGAAGCAAACCUUGAAAGCAAGCAGAAGCCAUCGAAUGCACAGGAACAUCCAGCAACAACAGUUGUGCCUAAGGAUGAUGAGGCCUCUGCACAAGAUAAUAAGGUCGUACCUAAGACCUCUCCUCCAGUGAUGGCCCCUGAAGCAUCCAUCGCUCUUGCGGCCAAAGGUGACCAAGAGAAGGAAUGGAAUACUCCUGCAAGGCUUCCAGAAAGUAAGAAAGAUAAGAGGAAAGCCAGAGGGAGCUGGGUACCCUUUGUAUGCUGCACGGCUGUUGACUUGGACCCAUGAUGGCAACAGUAAUCGAGAUGCCUAAUUAAACUAGAUGGAAGUAUAAACAAGAACAUUUGGCCUAAUUCCCCUUCUUAAGAAUCAUGCAGGUCGAUUCAUUAAAUUGCACAUUACCGCAUAAUGGUAGCAAGCAGUCUGUAGAUUUUAGGUUAAUUGCAUAUGGCAAUAAUCCUUUGAUUUUACUUGAUUUCUUUGAUACUCUAUUGUAAAUCUUUUAGCUCAUUUUGUGUGCUUGUAAUAACUAUUUAUGUUAUGGAAUA
This is a messenger RNA of Telopea speciosissima, 3967 nucleotides long. RefSeq lists its product as uncharacterized. The coding region runs from base 177 to 3707 and encodes 1176 amino acids. The record is from RefSeq and is a predicted model, not a curated record. The transcript is spliced from 9 exons. NCBI's taxonomy places the organism in Eukaryota, Viridiplantae, Streptophyta, Magnoliopsida, Proteales, Proteaceae.